CAAUAGCCAGAUCUAAAAGCUGUCAUGAAUGGUGGAUUCUGUUCAUCUGCCACUUUUCAUACAUAAGGCGAGGGUCAGUGAAUGUUUUCAUUUAGAAUUCAGGAUAAAUUGUUAGCUUAACUCUGUUUUGAAAGUACUCUUGUUGGAAUCUGAAAUGGUGCGACUGUUUUUUGUGAAUGAUAUUUUAUUAUGUAUGAGAAUGUUGUGAUUGUUCUUGAAUAAUCAUCAAUAGGCUUUUUUGUGGAGGUUCUUGAAGUUGAAUGAUAGGUUUUUUCUGCCUCAAAAGAUGAAACUAGCUCACUCAUAAGAACUCGACCAAACUGAUUAACGCAUGAACAUUGAAGGUGAGAUUAAUUUGAAACUUUCAAGAUCGAUGGAAAGUUUUCAUUUACCACGAAACUGCUAAAAGAGCACGGUUUUGCAACAAAUUCUAAUUUACACAAUUUAAGAGCAUUUUGUAUAAUCUUUCUCUAGGAAAAAGUUAUUUAUUUAUGGAUUCUUUUAAAUAUAGUUACGGUUUAUGAAAUGUUAUAUAUCGUUUUGUUGAUCCUAAAGACUAAAGACGUUUGGAUAUCGAGAUCAAAAUCUAUUUUCAUUUACACGCGGGUUGAACUAUCUACGAUAAUAUGUAAGUUUAUUAUUUUACUAUAUUGCAUCAUUGAAACCUAUAAUCUUUUAAAAGAAACUGUCAGGUCAUUCAUUAAUGGUGAAUAAUAUUAGGAAGGGAAAAUCCCUAAAAACCAGCCCAGAUGGGUUUCAGGCAUUUAAAAGAUGGGCAACAGAAAAUGGGAACUUGUGCGUGAUUCUUAAGCCAAAUGACGAAGAAGUUCAACAUCCAAUCACCAUUCCAUCUCCUGAAGAACCACUUUUGGUUCAUUCUUUAUUCUCUGCUUGGAGUUUUCUGCUCUUUGAAUUUGUCUUCUUCACAGAACAGAAUAAGAGCAGCUUCCAUGUAAAUCAUCCAUGUAAAGGGCUGUCUAAGUUUUCAGAGCUUUCGUUGUUUCACAGGUAAUCUUUCCAUCCAUUUAUGGAAGUUGGUUCUGGCACAUGCCAUGCUCUGACUCUGCUUGCUUUAUCUGCUUCUCCUUCUCUGUUUGUCACUUUCUCCUCUUAUUUCUGCUAACAACAUCAUCUGUUUCAUGAUUAAAGAUGACGAGUUCUGGGUUCAGUACAGAGUUCCCAAAUGUUGCAGAUCCAAUGCAUGAUUCAUAUCUAUCUUGUUUUCCCAAGCUAAACGAUGAGAAGUUUCUUCAUCAAGACCUCAACUUCCUUCCUUGCUCUUCUUCAAUGGCUGUAUCUAAAGGGCCCGAGAUUCAUCAAAUGAAAGAACUCUGUGAACCAGUUCUUGCAAAGAAGAAAAGGAGAGCUACAAGUGAGCAUAUUGCCGGAAUUGCUCUAUCAGAUCUGGCUAAAUACUUUGAUGUUCCUAUUACAGAAGCUUCAAGAAGUCUAAAUGUUGGAUUAACAGUGCUGAAAAGAAAAUGCAGAGAGUUUGGGAUUCAUCGAUGGCCGCACAGGAAGAUCAAGUCCAUUGAUGGUCUAAUCCGAGAUCUUCAGGAAGAAGCAAAGCAUAGAGAGGAAGAUCAGAAAGCUUUGAUGGCAGUGACAAAGAGGCAAAUGAUGUUGCAGAAUGAAAGAGAGAGCAUCGAGAGGACACCAUUUAGAGAGCUGGAGAGUGAGACCAAGAGAUUUAGGCAAGAUGUUUUCAAGAGAAGGCAUAAAGCUAGAGCUCUAGUAAGCCACAGUCCAGUUUAGUUUGCAGCAGCCAUUAUAUUCAACAAAAUAAAUGACUUGCAAAGUAGUUUGUUACUUUUUUUAAUCUCGAUCUUGUCUCGAGAUCAAGGUCUUUCAAUGCAAUAUUGUAUCUCAUCUUGGUUCCCAAUCGACAUGGCCCACAUGUCUUGAUGUUA
Molecule: messenger RNA, 1910 nt
Organism: Cucurbita moschata (crookneck pumpkin)
Lineage: Eukaryota; Viridiplantae; Streptophyta; Magnoliopsida; Cucurbitales; Cucurbitaceae
Product: protein RKD5-like
Exons: 3
Coding region: 1150-1755 (201 amino acids)
Molecular function (GO): DNA-binding transcription factor activity
Source: RefSeq, a predicted model, not a curated record